AUGUCGAACACAGAUGAUCGCUUUGCAUCUCUCAUGCAAAUUUCACGCGAUGACCCCAGUAAUUCAGAUGAUUACUUUUGGGUGCGCUUGAGUGCCGCGGAAAGCUCGGCGCUCAGUGUCGAUCCGUUGACCCUUCAGAACGAGAUACAUGCGGAUCAUGCGAUGGUCAAUGGGCUUUUGCUGAAUGCAGACACAAAUUUCAUAGAAGCACAGCGAUUAAGCAUCGGUUCCUGGUCCAGAAAAGAGUUGAGAACGAACACGAAGAUCACGUACCAACUACCGAAAUCGGAUUUACUUGCAGAAAAUCUCGAAGGUUAUGCACGAGCGCUGUCAACACUUAGAAUGGAUUCGCUCACGACGUCAGGAAGACGUCACUCGAAAUUGAUCGUCGAAAGCCACACUCUUAUGGGCCUUUUCAAGCUAAACCCUCUCCGGGUGUUCGAUUUAGUCUUUGACUCAGUCAGAGAACUUGCUGACUCCAAACACGGCGAUGCUUUUGCAACAUCGUUGGAAUCUAGUACUCAUUUAAGCGAUAUAAUAGGGUUUCGCUUGACAAGGUGCGCCGAUUUCAAACGACGACACAAAAUCGCCCAGUUCGAGCUGAAAAUCGCUGCUGAAAAAGAGAACACUGAAAUCGGUAGACUGUAUCCUUACCUGCUCCCAGUUGACCGAUCUCUGUAUGAUAAAGCCCGAAGCUUGCAAGGUGUAUCGCCCGUAGACGAGUUAUACUCUGAUGAGCCAAAGUUUUUGUUUCUGGAAUCGACUGGAAGUAAAGCCGGUUUGUUGCCUAUUCAAGCGUCGGUCGAAAGGAUCAUCAGACUGGGUUGUGGUACUCAUGCCCUGCCGAAACUUCGGGCGAAAAUGUGUGAGCAACUUAAAAAGAGAAUACAUGACGAGAAGGAAAAACAUGACGAGAACCAGAAAUUGGAAUCUAUUCUCCGCAUCGUCUUCUUUCUUGGACCAAAUGUAUGCUGUGAUGCAGCUCUAACGACUGAACUUCUUAAGUACUUCCAAAGAGUUGUCGCGAAUAAAAGAGAGCAUUUGAAAUUGAUCGAACCUGCUAUUGCAAAGUGUUUGCUACCAGGAUUACCACUUCUGAGGCCGAAUCCUUUAAUAUGUGAAUACAUCUGGAAAGUUGUCCAUCAACUUCCGCUUGCAUCACGCGGAAAAAUAUACAAACACGCCAUGUUUGUCACGUGUAGCACUCGACUGACUCAGAUAAAGAGUUCAGCCGAUAAAUCAAUAAUGAGGAUCUUACGAAGAUUGUCAAAUCAAAAUGCAAAAGAGCUCGGCCGUAAACUUGGUAAGCUCGCACUUUGUCACCCUUUAACGGUGACGAAAGCAGUACUGCAACAGGUUCAGGCGUAUCCAAACAUGAUUGCACCGAUCGUGCAAGCUUUGAAAUACUGCACCGCACUAACUUUCGAUACUUUGACCUUUUCUGUCCUCGAACAUUUUACCGAGACAAAAUCCAAACUCAAAGAAGAUGGCCAAAACUUUUCGCUAUGGUUUUCUGCUUUGUGUUCUUUUUCUGGAACAUUGCUCAGACAAUACCAUGACAUUGAACUUAAUGACCUAUUGCGGUACAUUUUGAAAAAAUUAGACGAAGGUGAAGUGUUGGAUUUAUUGAUAUUAAAGGAUCUUAUAUCGAAAUUGACUGGUAUCGAAAUCUUGAAGGAUGUCAGUUCGCUUGAGAUUCAAAGAAUGGCGGCUGGAGAAAAACUUCGAGGACUUCACGAGAACUCUACGAGCACUGACUCAAAACGACGGAUGAAAGGAAUUUUGCGUUUACGCACAGCAAUUGAAGGGUCGGACGCUUCGAAGAGUAUGAUGCUUCGAUUACUAUUAGCAAUAGCGAAAUGUCGCCAACGAAUUGUUCUGAAGACGGCAAGUGCUCAAAUGAAAUUUUUGGGUCAACUUUUUGAUGAAUGUCACGUUGUUCUAUUGCAGUAUAUUUCGUUUCUUCACACAGCUUACAGUGUAGCAGAGCUCAAGAACUCGCUGCCAGAGAUCCAAUCUCUUCUGUGUGAACACCAACUUGAUGCUGCUGUCGUUUUCCAUUUGUAUCGUCCAAUUCUUCGGCAAACACUAUUUUCAUCUCUGGAUACAAGCAGCUCCCUUGCUGAAAGUCACAAUCAAUACUGGAAGAAACUAAGCAGAGAUGUUAAGGCAAGUCUCCAUUCUGACGAGCUUUGGGGAUUGGUAUCGCCAGAAUUCUACCUCACUUUUUGGUCGCUCAAUCUCGAGGAUGUUUACGUACCCAAAGAGCUGUAUGCAAAAGCGCGCGCGCGGACUGUGAAAUAUGGUUCAACUGCAUCGUCAACGUUUGAUCAAGUUACUCAAUUGCCUAGUAAUGUUGUUCACGACGAACUGGCCGAGAGUUUAAACGUAGAGCUGCAACAACUUAUUGAACAUGUUUCCAGAGGUACACAGUGUAUUCUGAGAAAGAACUCAACCUGGGUGCAGACUGCGGAUAAUUUGUCUCCUGCGAGUGUCAUUUUGGAAACAUGUGUACUACCAAGGUGCAAAAUCUCACACGCUGAUGCGUUGUAUUGCUCAAAUUUUGUGGAGCUUGUUGGUCGAAGUGACACAGAUUCCUUCAGUUUUAUUCAGUAUUACGAUACACUAUUCCGUAACGUAUCAUAUCUCAUCUAUGCUUGCAGUGAAUUUGAAAACAAAUUUUUUGCUACUUUCUUGACGAGUGGUAUGGCUCAGCUCACACGUUGGAGAGCGUGUGAUGUAUAUAAGAGAGAGUGCUGGCAGCGCUCUGAAUUUCGUAAUUGCUUGAAUCAGAGCAGUGUCGAAGCAAGUUUCAAAGACUACUUGAGGGUUCUGUACAAAUGGGAGCAUAGGUUGACGAAAGGCAUCCUGCGUAAUCUACAGAACGAAGACUACAUGGAAGUCGCCAAUUCGUUGAGCUCUCUAAUAGCAAUCGUUGAUACAUUUCCUGUCACUGAACUUUUAGGCAACUAUAUCUACAGCCAAGUCAAAAGAAUCAGUAUGAGGGACAAGAGGGACGACAUCAAAACAAUAUCGAACAGAUACCUAUCACUUCUGAAUUUAAAACGGGCAAGUUGGAAAUGUGUUCCACCCGAGGACGACAGUGCAAGUCAGAGUUGA
Ostreococcus lucimarinus CCE9901 is the source of this 3120-nucleotide messenger RNA. RefSeq names its product transcription & nuclear export THO-TREX component protein Tho2-like protein (gene Tho2). The transcript has a single exon. NCBI's taxonomy places the organism in Eukaryota, Viridiplantae, Chlorophyta, Mamiellophyceae, Mamiellales, Bathycoccaceae. The record is from RefSeq and is a predicted model, not a curated record. Gene Ontology annotation, molecular function: mRNA binding. Gene Ontology annotation, cellular component: THO complex part of transcription export complex. Bases 1 to 3120 code for a protein of 1039 amino acids. Gene Ontology annotation, biological process: mRNA processing; mRNA export from nucleus.